This is a messenger RNA of Phycodurus eques (leafy seadragon), 5391 nucleotides long. Its product is annotated as protein shisa-8. Gene Ontology annotation, biological process: regulation of AMPA receptor activity; regulation of short-term neuronal synaptic plasticity. Bases 1802 to 3103 code for a protein of 433 amino acids. The record is from RefSeq and is a predicted model, not a curated record. NCBI's taxonomy places the organism in Eukaryota, Metazoa, Chordata, Actinopteri, Syngnathiformes, Syngnathidae. Gene Ontology annotation, cellular component: AMPA glutamate receptor complex; dendritic spine membrane; postsynaptic density. The transcript has 5 exons.
GGCAGUGGAAGCAUCGCCAAGUGACGGGAUAAAGACGCAGCGAUGAGACGGGAAGAAUGCGGAAAUAAAGGAACACACAUGGACGAAGAUCUGCAAAGAGAAAGGAUGGAAUGACAUAAAAAGAGAAAGCAGUUUGUUGCUUCCGGGCUUUCCUGUCUCUUCCCACUUCUGUUUGGAGCAUCUCACAGUGAAAACACAUACAUAUGAUAUAUAUAUAAAAUUCCUAUACAUAUAUAUCAAAUUAUGCCUGUUUUCAAAGAAGCUGAAGCUGGACAAGGAGAGAAUUGACAACAACCUUUUGUGUGAUUUGUGAUAGAUAAUAUACAACAAUUUCCCAAAAACUGUUGCAUAUUAUUGGUUUGAGAUGCUUUGGGGUCAAUUUUUGCUCAGGUCCUCAUAAUGUGAAUGGAAAAUUUGGCAAACUUGCACCUGAACCAGCCCCAAUAACAACUAAAGAGCACCUGCUGCAGUCUGAGAGGGCUUCCUUUGAAAACAGUUACUGCUGUCGCAUCUCCAAUUUGCCUCCGUACUCCACAACAAGCCGGGGAGAUUUAUCCUAGAAAAAUUUGCACCAGUGCACAUCUCCAAUUGCUGAGAGACCAGCUUUAUCUUGAUCUCAUGCUGGUAUUUAGUUAGCUUCGACAAAAGUCCAACCAUCUGGCUUGGAAAGAGGUCAGGUAUUUUUGCGGGAGAGGACAAGAGUUGGACAUUUCAAAAGGGUAGGAAGUUGUUUACCCCUUUUAAGAGAGAACUUAACCAAAAGCCAACAAUGAUCCAUGAUGUGAGAUUCUUCUGAAGUAUUUCCAGCAUCUUUUUUAACAUCUUCCGUUGUGCGGCAUCACUAAGACGUUGAGAAAUCAACAUCACAACACCAUCCCUCCUGUCUUUCCCGCAUCCUUCCCUCCUCAAGUAGGACAAGGCUAAAUAGACAAUACGCAGCUGGUGUCCAGGCUCUGUUACAAAUCGUGGGAUCCAGGGAUAGGAGGGGUCACAGGAGAGGGUGGAUGUGAGAGGGGUCAAGCAACAGUGGACUGGGUGAAAAAAGUCACUGGACUCCCUGUGUGGUGACUGGAAGUGGCUGACAAAGAAAGAGUAGCAGGCGAAUUUAAGUUGUUUGUGCAUGCGUGAUAGGAAAAGAUACUACAGGUGCAAAAGGAUUCUGGACAGUCCUCAUCUGAGGAUUACAGCUGGAUGAGUGCCAGAGUCUUCUUUUAAAGCGGUGUUCACCUGUUGGCUCAUUGACUGAGAAUAGGGAGACAAUUGAAAAAAGAAUACCUGCAAAAAGAUGCCCACCACUAAAAAUAAAGCGAGUCCAUUGUGCAGUGACAUUGUUAGCGGGAGGAUGAAAGAUGCAAGUUAAGCGAGUGGAGUGGAAGAGGCAGACAACUCCUGUGGGAAACAACACACUCCGGUGAGUUUUCCUUGGGACGUCAGAAGUAAUUUGGCGCUGCGCAUCAGAUGUGUUACCCACUCAGGAAUACGAGCAUGUCUCAGGAUUGAGAAAACCACCAAGAUGGGAGCUUGGGACUGUGAGUCUUAGAAGAAUCCCUCUCUCUUCUUUUGACAACAGAUACUUUCACAGAUUGUUCUUUCAUUGAGCAAAGUGGGAAACUGAUUGCAGGAAAUGCUACAAGCACGUUUAUUUGUGGGAAACAAGCGCUCCUAAACUGGACCCACUGCAAGCCAGCGGAUUUGGAUUUGUUUCCAACUCCUGGAUGCCAUAUGGCUCUGUGAAAGGUUCUUCAAUGUUGGGUCAAUCAAUUACACAUCAGCACUGAGGCAUCAAGACCAAGGAUCCAAGAUGUCUAGCUACAUGCAACCAAUGUUGGUCAGUUUCUCAGUGGCCAUUCUUCUAGGUUUGACCUCUCUGGGGGGACUAAACCCACGGCCUUUGGGCCAGGUUUCAGCCCAGGGUCUUCCAAAUAAUCUCACAACUGAACCCUCAGUGCUUCCAGAGGCUGCCCUGGCAACACCGACUGCGGACACAGAGGAUAAAACGGCACCAGGCGGUGCUAAUCGUUGCUGGGGCUACUACGAUGUCAUGGGCCAGUGGGACCCACCCUUCAAUUGUAACGCGGGGAUCUAUAGCUUUUGUUGUGGCUCUUGUUUCUACCGCUUCUGCUGCCAAUUCAAAAUCCACAGUUUGGACCAGACUUCUUGUUCAAACUAUGACACACCCGUCUGGGCAAACACCGGGCGACCGGCGGCACCCGUGACAGAGCUCCAGCAGGAACCCGACCGCGAUCGAACCCACAUGAUCGUGUAUAUUAUCUGUGGUGUGGUGGCCAUCAUGGUGCUCAUCGGAAUUUUCACAAAGUUGGGGCUGGAGAAGAGUCGGGGUGGACAAACGGACAUGACCAAUUCCAGGACUUUGACAGAGCUGCUGAAGCAGCCAGGCGAGGCAGGAGUUGUGGAUGGAACCGGAAUACACCACCCUAUAGGGACCAAUGGGAUCUCGGCCAGGGCGUUACGCUCCAACAACGAUCAUAACCAUUUGAAUAAUGCAGCCCUGUCUCCUCUGGGUCCAGCCAUGACCUUGUCUCACCCUCAUAACAACCUGGGAAUCGGUUUCAAUAAGUACUCCUCACUGAAGGGUGUAGACACAACUCCCAGAGACUACUACAAGAGCUACCCAAUGGUAGAUUACACCCAUCGCCAGUCUCCUCCUACUUUCCAGCCAAUCAAAUUCCACCCGAAGGAAAAGUCCUUCCUCCCGCCACCCGACAUCCACGCACCGCUGGCCAUUACCAUCAACGCCUCCCAGAUCCCCAAACCCAAAAUAUCCAAAACCAACACGCAACCGCUCACGUCGGGAUCAGCCUUCAAAGCCUGGGACCCCAGCAAGAGCCACGUCCAGCGCCCGGCUGCAUCACACAUGGUCCUUCAGGGCCCGCAGCAUCACCACACCAUCCAGCAGCAGCAUCACCAACCACUGCACCAUCAACCCAACAGCCGGCGCCAAGCCUACUCCAACAAACGGCAGUUCAGCAUUGAAACGCUGCCCGAGCUCUUCUCCCAACCGCUGGGCUACGGCCACUCGCCGCACACACAUCCCAAGCACAAGGGACUGCCUACCAACAGCAAGACAGAGGUCACUGUUUGAACGCGAAUAGAUCUGAAACAAAAGAAUACACUUUGAAAGAUGUGCUCUGAUAUCUUUUAUAUCCACGGCCUAACUGCAGGAGUGGCGAGCAAAUAUCGUGUAUGAUAAGACUUUUUUUUAACUGCCUUUUCCUUAUCAUAUUUGACAGUAAUAACAUGGGUGUGCGUUGGAAGAUUACUGGAUCAAAACAGCAGACAAGCUGAGAAGGUGGUGGCUGUGAUGUAAAUAAUUGAUUGGCUUCUCAGUGUGUUGGCAUAGCGCUCAACUCCGUUCCAUCCCAAACGUUCCCACCCUAGCGACUCGGCAUUGCUGUGUGGCAAGAAAUCCCACAUGAAGGCCCUAUUUACCCUGCAUGCACCAGCUCAAUCUACCCAUUUUUUUCCUAUCAGAGUCUGCGAGGGCAGUGUUUCCCCCCCGAGACUGUAGCUUCCCAUCACCAGAGACAAUGCCAUCAUGUUGUCAGUUCCCACCGCCCUCCAGCCGGCAGAGGGGUGAGAGAUCAGCCUGGCAAUUCAUACCAGAGAAGGGUGAGGGUUAUUUGCCUUAUUCCAGGGGCAAAUAAGAGCAUGAGAGGAACGUGAACUACAAGAGUGGUACAGAGUACACACUUGUCAAAGAUUACAGAGGGUACCCAGGAGCGUCAGAAACCACAGUCGCAUCCACCCCCAAAGCAGGAAUAAAAUACAUAAUAUUCCUCUCUCAUCACACAACAGCCUCAGAAACUGUGCACAUGAAUAAGAAAGCUCUGUUGUAGGUAAUUCCAGUCAGACUCUCUUGUGAUCCCGCAAAGGCUACACAUACUUCAGAAUGAACCACAAUAGCUGAAAAGCGCAAAAGAUUGCAACUGUCAAGGUCUUUUUAAAGUCAUUUCCCCCUUCCCAUCAACAGAAUUUAAAAUUCUAAUGUAUCAGCAUGAUGACCUUCGUGGUUGCUGCAAAACCAGCAAGCUUGAAUUGAAACAUUUACACUUACACUGCAUGCAAAAUGAAAAUGAUUUUUAAUUACAAAGGUAGACCUUUAACCAUGCUAGCUAUACUACAGGAUAGUUUCAUAGUUUCAAAUCAUGCGCAUCUUUCAAGAGCAACAUAAUAGUGUUUGGAGGGCAACAGCCACACGUUUGCAGAAGUCUCUUCAUCAACACUAAUGAUAAAAUCAUGAGCGAGUCCGUGUCAGAGUCCAGUGAUGCAUACUUUCCUAGUAUGGAAGUUCCUAAAUGCAGCAGAGUACUUUAGUGCUGUACAACUAUUUUAAGCAAAGUUGUCCCAAGCCUCCUUGUGACACAGUCCGUCUGAACUGCACACAACAGACCAACAAGCAGUCUGAUUUAUUCAUUGAAUUAACCUUCAUUUGUUUUCAUCAGGACAUGCCGCAGAGCAUCUGUGCUUGGCACAUGCUAGUACAUCACAUUGGAACCUAUCACAUUUGGAACCUAAUCGAACAGGAUCAUCCAGCAGGGUCACACACAAUUUAGCACCUGGUCUCACUCUGCAGCCUUCUAGAAGACCAUCCUGACCCUCUUGCAGUAUUUGCCUGAACCUUGCUAAUCUCCCUCCAGAGUAAGUCUCUCAUAAGAGUUAUGAAGGGAAGUGAAUCACUGCAAUCAGUAGUAAACUAAUACAGUUUGCUGCAUUACUCGGAAAGUCUUUCAUUUCAGAAGUGCAUGAAUAAAGUAGACCGCAAUGUGUCCCACUAAAGUAUCCUCCAUAUGUUUGUGAUAAAGCAUGUGUACCGUAUUUUCACGACCAUAAUGCGCACCGUAUUAAAAGGUGCAGUCUCAGUUACGGGGUCUAUUUCUGUAUUUAACACAUACAUAAGGCGCACCGUAUUAUUGGGCGCAGGCAUGGUAAAACAUACGGUAGCAUGCAUGCACGCUAAAACAAUGUUUUUAAAAAGGCAGCGGGAGCAAACCUGAGUUCGGUUGUACUUUAUUGAAGUAUUUUACAAUGUACUCACGUUAUGUUUGAUCAAUCCUCAUCCACAAAUCCAUCAAAGUCCUCAUCUUCUGUAUCCUGAAAUGAAGAGUUGGUCUUCCAACUCGAGCCACCUCGCCUUGUUUCCGCGGAAACUCAGCUUUGUCUUCUUGACUUGGCGAAGCUUGUAUUCCUGCUUCCUCCACUUGCGAACCAUGAAUUCGUUGAUCUUGAAUUCUCUCGUGGCUGCUCGAUUCCCAUGUUCCUCCGCGUAACUGAUAGCUUGCAGUUUAAACUGUGCUUCGUAAGCGUGUCUCUUUGUAGGUGCCAUUUUCGACUGCGGUCAAGCCAGCCUCGACUGCGGUCAAGCCAGCCUCC